AUGAGCGAUGCCGGGUACAACGAACCGCUCUCGCCGUCGCACGCGCACGCGGCGUCGUCGAAGCUCCAGGACGUCGGGCGGACCGUCUCCGCGGAGGCGGCGACGCACCUGAGGCGUCUGAAAGAGAGCGAGCGCACCAAGGAGGCUAUCGACACCGCGACGGCGUGGGCGUCGAACGCGCUGGAAGACCCGUCCAACUUGCGCGACGCCGCGUCGAAGAUGUGGCAGGAGCACGAGAAGGUCACGGAGUGGAAGGAGAAGGGGAAAGGAUGGGUCGACAGCACGCUGCAGGACGAGGAGAAGAUGGAACGGGCUCGAAACGUCAGCGGACGGAUCCUCUCCGUCGCGGAGAAGCUCGCGGCGAAGGGCGCGGCGAACAACGGAUCGAAAGUCGCGGGCGCGUUCGCCGCGGGGCUCGGCGACUUGCAAGGCCUCGUCGCGACGGAGAAGGACAACGACAAGCUCUUGGAGAACGGCCGCGACAUCGCGCGCGGGUUGUGGGAGCAGCUCAGGGAUCAAGCCGGGGAGAACGACUCCUUGGGGGGGAUCCGAGGCACGGUCGAUCGCAUCGUGACGCGUCUGAGGGAGAUGGUCAAAGGGAUGCAAGACGCGAAAAUCGCCGCCGAGGCGAAGAAAGAAGAGACGAACGCCGCGUUGGACGACUACGAGAACCAGCUGUACGAACGCGCGAUCGCCGCGGGCGUGGACGAAUCGAGCGCGAAAGCGGCCGCGCAGGCGGCGCGAGAGAUGUCCGGGCACGUCACGUUCACGACGACGCCGGAGGGGAAGCUCAAGAAGGUGGACGAGGGCGACGACGACGGUCUCUUGCCGUCGCCGGUGGCGAAACUUCUCAAGGAAUCGCAAGGGAUGUGGAGCGAAGUCCGCGCGGACGAGAGCAUCAACGCGCUGCUCAAAGAAGAGAUCGCCCCCGGGUUCGAGAACUUGAUCCGCAGCGCGGUCGAGGUCGUGUGCGAGAUGAUGUCCACUCUCGAACUCCCGCGCGUGGACGGCGUGUACGACUCGCCGCUCGGAAGCGUGUGCUACCACGUCGACAACUUGCAGUUUUCGGAGUUCGCGGUCGCGGAGGACGGGUUGAAAGUCGAGAGCGCGACCGGGGCGAAUGAAACGCAGACGGGGUUCGGAUCCACGGUGUCCAUCGACGGAAUACGAACCGUCAUGAAGGACAUCAAGUUCGCGUACUGCGAGUUCCCGAAAGGGUGGGGGAUGGUGGACGGCGAAGGGCUGUGCACGGUAAAAGUCGACGGCGCGCGCGUGGCGAUCUCGUACGACAUCGUCGUGAACACGGAGCAGCUCAUGAAGUUGGUGAACCAAGGCGUGGAGCUGUCGAAGGACGAAAGUAAGCUCACGAGCGUGAAGGAGAAGGUUCAGGCGAAGUGGGCGGCGAGGCAAGCCGCGACGGCGCCGCCGCCGGCGGCGCCCGCGGCGUCCGAGCCGCAGAAGAGCCCGAAGGGCGCGAAGAAGAAACACUCCUCGGGGGCGAAGGACCACGCGGCGGCGGACGCGGCGCUGGACAAGGCGUUCAGCUUCGGAGGAAUCUUCGGCGCCGGCGGCGAUGACGGGAGCGAGACGGACAGCUCGAUCGAUCACGACGACUUCAAGUCCCCGACGGGCGCCGGGUUGUUCAGCUCGAUGUUUAGCGUCGGCGAGAGCGACGAGGACGAGGAGGAGUACGACGAAGCGCACGCGAACGUGGACGCCGCGGCGAACGAGGACGACAUCCCCGCGGAGCAAAAGGAGAAGCUCGAGCAGCACAGAGCGCUGCUUCGAGAGCUCUUGGGCGACGAGUUCGUGCUCGAGGAGCCAAUCUUAGAGCUCAGAGUGCACGGCGUGGAGAUCGCCGUCGGGCAGCUCGACGUCGAGAUCGGCGGCACCUCCGCGGCUUGGCUGUACAACAUGAUCGCGCUCGUGCUCACGCAGCAGCUGCGAGGGACGAUCGAGGAUAGAAUCAACGGGCUCACGGUGAGGCAGCUCGCGCGGUUGUCCGGCACCGUGGAGGCGUACAGCGCUGGGUUAGUCAAAGUCUGCGUCGUGACGGACGAUCACGAGGAAGAGGAGGAGGAGCAGAGCAUGUUAGGGAGCUGGGUCUCGGGCGGGGGGUUAGGGAAGCUGCGCAAGGAUUGCGGCGAGUGGGGGGUCGGGUGGCGGUGCGAGCACUGGAAGGAAGGACGGAUCAUUCGACGGACGCCGUCGUCCGUCGCGGAGAUUGUCAACGAGCACGGCGAGAAGGUGAUCAUGGUCGCGGGGAAAGAGAUGGGCGAUUUGACGCUGGACGCGAGAGAGUAG
Messenger RNA from Micromonas pusilla CCMP1545, 2304 nucleotides. RefSeq lists its product as uncharacterized. Bases 1 to 2304 code for a protein of 767 amino acids. The transcript is spliced from 2 exons. Lineage: Eukaryota; Viridiplantae; Chlorophyta; Mamiellophyceae; Mamiellales; Mamiellaceae. The record is from RefSeq and is a predicted model, not a curated record.